AGAUGCAUUAUGGGUAAUGUAGUUUAAUCAGCGUGGCCGUACAAUACCGAUGCGUUGUAUCUGUGUGCAAUAUUCACUACAUGUCCCACAAGGACUUUAAAUACGUAUCAAUUCACGUGUCCUUUUCAAAACAAGUUACUUUGCUAAUGUGUUUUUGUUCUGUGGCUUACUUGGGAGCAAAGUGACACCAUACCACCGUGUUUUAUUAUUAUUUUUUUUUUACAGGCAAUGGUGAACCAGUGAACCAGAAGAGGUCAUGGAGGAUGACGGGAAACCUCUGCUGGGUUCAAUUCAAGCAGGAGAUAACUACUCGGACCAGGUGGACUUUCUGGACUCCAGACAAAGAAGGCCUUUCCAUGUGGAGCCCAGGAACAUCGUGGAGGACUCAACUCAGGAGCGAGUGUCUGCUGAGGCUUCAGUGCUGAACAGCAGAGUUCAUUACUAUGGCCGCCUGGCUGCGUCAUCAGAUAGGCUGCUGGCUCCUCCUGACCAUGUGAUCCCUCCACCUGAGGAGCUCUACAUUUACAGUCCUCUGGGGACAGCGUUUAAAGUGCAAGGAGAGGGAACUGCCAAAAACCCUAGUAUUGUCACUAUUUUCGCUAUCUGGAAUACGAUGAUGGGAACGUCCAUACUGAGCAUGCCAUGGGGAAUAAAGCAGUCUGGGUUCACACUGGGAAUCAUCAUCCUCAUCUUAAUGGGCUUACUCACACUCUACUGUUGUUACAGAAUUCUGAAGUCCACCAAAUCAAUACCUUAUAUAGAUACCUCAGACUGGGAGUUUCCUGACGUGUGUAAAUAUUACUUUGGGCGAUUGGGACAGUGGUCGAGUUUGUUAUUUUCCAUGGUAUCGCUGCUUGGGGCGAUGGUGGUCUACUGGGUGCUUAUGACCAACUUCCUGUUUAACACCGGCAAAUUCAUCUACGACUAUGUUCACCACAUGAAUAUUUCUGAUUCAGAGUUUGGCACAAAUGGAACAGACAGAGUGGUUUGUCCAUACCCAGAUGUGGAUCCACAUAAGAACAGCAGCAUUAGCCUGCAUUAUGUCAGUGAUAACAGUACAGACACAGCGUUGUUUGACCACUGGUGGAAUAAAACCCAAACUAUCCCUUUCUACCUUAUUGUGCUGCUUCUGCCGCUGCUCAACUUCCGCUCGGCAUCCUUCUUCGCCAGGUUCACCUUUCUGGGCACUAUUUCAGUGAUCUACCUCAUCAUCCUGGUCACCGUUAAAGCUUUUCGGCUAGGCUUUCACCUGGAGUUCCAUUGGUUCGAUUCCACCGAUUUUUUCAUCCCAGAGUUCAGAAUCUGGUGUCCUCAACUCACUGGUGUUCUCACUCUGGCCUUCUUCAUCCACAACUGCAUCAUCACCCUCAUGAAGAACAACAAGAAUCAGGAGAACAACGUUCGAGAUUUGUCCUUGGCUUACCUUUUAGUAGGUCUAACAUACCUCUAUGUGGGAGUUAUGAUCUUUGCUUCUUUUCCUUCUCCACCACUGUCUAAGGACUGCAUCGAACCAAACUUUCUGGAUAACUUUCCCAGCAGUGAUGUAAUGGUGUUUGUGGCUCGAGCCUGUCUGCUGUUCCAAAUGACCAGCGUCUACCCGCUGCUGGGUUACCUGGUUCGGGUGCAGCUGAUGGGCCAUUUCUUUGGUGAUCACUACCCAAGUUUUUUCCAUGUCUUUGUCCUGAACAUCCUCCUUGUGUCUGCUGGGUUCCUAAUGGCCAGGUUUUAUCCAAACAUUGGAUCCAUUAUCAGGUACUCGGGGGCGACAUGUGGUUUGGCUCUGGUGUUUGUCUUCCCCUCAGCUGUCCAUCUGAAGGCCCUGAAACGUAGCGGUGAAUUGCGCUGGCCCUCUGCUUGCUUCCACAUCCUUCUCAUCGUGCUCGGAGUGGCCAACCUCCUGGCCCAGUUUUUCAUGUAGUACCAUCACAUUGUUCUCUGGCACAUGUUCUUACAGUUGUAGUUCUGGUUUUGGCACCUAGGUGGCGGUACUGCACAUCACUUAGGUGGUUUCAGCAAAGAAAUCCAGCUACUUUGGCCAAAGUCACCUUUGUUUGAAAUUGAGCCCUGUAAGUAAAUGUUACUGACUGAAAAUCAACCAUUAGCAUGGUUGUGUUUGAGUUUAUUUUUAAUUAAAUUAUAUUAAAAGAUUCAACUGCCAAGGAAUGUUUAAGUAUCGUUCUUCCUCCGUGGCCGAUUAUUCCACAGAGAGGAGCUCUGUGUGAUCAGAGCAGGUAUAAUCUGGACGUCCCAUUUAACAGACAGGUGACUAUAAUCACCUGAGGAGUUAUCACUUGUAUUUCAACUGCACUGUUUCAAAUGCUGCAUUGUUUUACUGUUUGUUUUUAACGCAGAUUUGAACAUGAUUUGAACGCAUGUCUCUGGGUUCACAAUUUCAAACUGUGAACUGAACAGAAUGUUCAGGUCCCACACCGACGGUUUUAUUUUUGUACCCGUUUUCUGUAUUUGUGCACUCCGUUUCUCUGAACGUUGCGCUGAACAUUUUGUAAUUUUACAGUUUUGACACCCUUCAUAAAAAUGAGCAAAAAUGAAUACAAUCAUUACACACAGUAAUUCUUAAAAACAAGCGUACAAAAUUUCUCAUUGGAACUACUUUUUGAAAAUAAGAGACUUGUGUGUGAAAAUCCCAGGAAAUCAGCAGUUUCUGAAAUACUCAUAUUCAGCCCAUCUGGUACCAACAUCCAUGCCAUGGUUAAAGUCUCCGAGAUCACACUUUUUCCUCGUUCUGAUGUUUGAUGUGAACUUCAAGCUCUUGACAUGUAUCUGUAAUGAUUUUUUUUUUUUUUGCAUUGUGCUGCUGCCACAUGAUUGGCUGAUUAGAUAACUGCAUAACUGUACAAGUGUAUAUUAUCUACAACUAUUUAUUUUUCCUUUGCUCUCCUCCCCCAGGUUAACCUUUUAACCAUGACCUAUUUCCCUCGAGUGUAAAUAAGAGCUUGUGCAGAUGUAAAAUCCUUUUGUCAUUCAUUAGUGCGUGGGGGGAAAAACCUAACCUCUCCCAGCACAAAAGAGACCUUUGGUUGUUGACCCACAACAAUAAAGGUUAUACAAAUAUAUAAGCAGGUAUACAUGCCAUAAAGCACAAUGAAGGCCAUAACAAAACGGUUUGGACUUCUGAAACAGGUGUAAUGAAUUGGACGCAUGAGCACGCGGUCUCCUCUCACGGUGAGGAGGAUGAUGGAGGGAAUAAAGGGCCUGAAGAUCACAGUUUUAGAGUUGUACAAUCAAGUUUCAAAAUCAACCCCUUUAAACACCAAUUCACACUAGCCAGCUACACAGAGUCAAAUGAAAAGCCAAAAGCCACAUAUUUUAGGCCCUAUUGAAAUAUUUACCUCAUUGAAAGGCAUUUUGUAGAUCUCUGGCUUUGUUGUAAAUACAUGCCAAGCGAGGAUUUAUUUAAUUUUUUUUGCCCAGGAGAAUGUAGUGUUUAAUUGACUGAUCUUUUUUUGUAAUGUAUCUUUAAGGGCAAUUGCUCUGUAAUUAUAACGUGUCAGAGAUUGACAUUUUAUGUAAUAUAAAUAUCUUGGUACUUAGUAGAAUUGAUUGAGUAGCAUUAAUUAUACACCUCCUAUAUUUUACACUGUGAAAGACACUGUAAAAUAUAGAGGUGCAUCAUUAAUGCUACUCAUUCAAUUCUACUAAGUACUAGGAUAUUUCAGCCUAAAGUCGCGUUCAAAGAACGCGAAACGAUCGGUCGCUUUUGGCUUAUUCACGCCUGCACGAUAGGUGGCGCUGACCGAGAACGCAUUUUACACCUCCACUCUAGGGGGCACAACCCACUGUUCAGCUGAUCGGCCUAUCGUCUUUAACCACCGAGCAGAGGAAUCGCUUAAAUGUUGGCGCGUAGCACCACAAGGCGCACAGACUGUUAACGCCGGGUUGCCUCUAGCAGGAGGUUCACACUUGGCCAUAGAUAGAGCUUUCAACAAGAUGAUAAGCCAAACAUACUUCCAAAUCAUCGUAAAUAAACACAGUCUGUGUUGUAAAUCAAAGAGGAAAGUCCAAAUGUGCAAAACCUCCAAACAUCUUUUACAUGAGUCUCGGACUUUGUUAGACAUUGCAGGAAUAAACUUGGUGUUAUUCUUUACAAGAUAUUAAGUGUAAGGUUGCUGAUAAUGUUGACAUCAGUGUUUUGUUUUGUUUUUGUUUUUUUUGGGGGGGUGCACUAAUUUUUGUUUCUAAAGGAACCCCACACACAAAAACAAACAACCAACUAACUUAUGGUAGAUUAUUGUUUUUUUAAAAAAAUAUAUAUAUAUAAAAUUGCGCUCAUUUUCACGAAGGGUGCCAAUAUUUCUGGAGAUGCGCAUUAACCUAUCAAGCUAUCGACUAUUACAAUGAGUGGUGUAUUGCAAUGUGAAACUGUUUAAUGGUAAUGUAUUGAAGAAUGGAUGAAGAAAGGGAUAUAAAUGACCCGAGUGUAAGUGCUGACAUCCUUUAGUAGUGGCUAUGCCGUGAUCUCGCUACUCUCUGGAUCUAUAUAAAGAUGCUCAUGUUCUUCUUUGAUGACUUUCAUUUGUCAACGUUGCAGCAUUAGAAAUUCAUGCGUGUCUUCAGUGAUCAGGUACAGAUUUACGACGCUGACAUUUUGUUGGGUUGCAGAGUUUUAAUUUGCACAUCAGAGGAAUUUUCAUAGUUUAAGUUGCUUGGAAAGUUGUGUAAGUUGUGUACAAGCCAUAUAGCUCACGCUCUUGUUUGCAUUUUUAAUACAUUUAAUAAAACCUGUAUAAUUGUAUAUAAUGACUGUUUUUGAUCUUUUAAGCUCUGUUUCUGAGUAAGUAAUGUUUUAGUGUAGAGUAUUUGAUC
This is a messenger RNA of Ictalurus furcatus (blue catfish), 4824 nucleotides long. It is a transcript of the gene slc38a9, whose product is annotated as solute carrier family 38 member 9. The record is from RefSeq and is a predicted model, not a curated record. Gene Ontology annotation, biological process: amino acid transmembrane transport. The transcript is spliced from 15 exons. Gene Ontology annotation, molecular function: amino acid transmembrane transporter activity. The coding region runs from base 257 to 1918 and encodes 553 amino acids. Lineage: Eukaryota; Metazoa; Chordata; Actinopteri; Siluriformes; Ictaluridae.